Messenger RNA from Oryza brachyantha (malo sina), 3476 nucleotides. RefSeq names its product zinc finger CCCH domain-containing protein 55-like. NCBI's taxonomy places the organism in Eukaryota, Viridiplantae, Streptophyta, Magnoliopsida, Poales, Poaceae. Gene Ontology annotation, molecular function: metal ion binding. The coding region runs from base 389 to 3151 and encodes 920 amino acids. The transcript is spliced from 5 exons. The record is from RefSeq and is a predicted model, not a curated record.
CAAACCCGCUUGCUUUAACCCCAAUUUUCCUUUUUUUUGUUUUGCAGCGCUUCGUGUGCGCAGUGCGCUAGCUAUUCGAAGCGUGCUCUCGCUGGUCGCCGCUGCUCCACCACCUCCUCCCCCCUCCCGCGACUUAGGGUUUCGCGGCAGCGGCGGCGGCGUUGGCGAAGUCAGGCGGCCUCGGAUCUACGGCUCCGUUGAGAUGAAAAGCAAAUGCAGUAUGGUCUUUUGAUUUUCUACUGGAAGAUCGGACGAUGUGUUGCCAGGCUGGACACCUUUGACAUUCUGAGACAGUCUCAGAUAGAUUGACAAGAAUACUUUUGGAUAAGGGAAGGGAGAUUGUGCACCUGGAACUAAUUCUUUGUUGGACUAAUAAAGAAAGGUUGGAAUGACUGGCGAACCUAGGAAAGAGCGGUCCAAGUGGGAUUCAAAAGGACCUCCUGAUAUAGUUGAGAUCAGUGAAGAUGAGUCUCUUCCUAUGAAUAUGGAUGAUCAUCGUAAAGGUGGUGAUUCGCUCCCUAAUCAGGAUUUCUCUCAUGGUAAUGACAAUCAAAUUGGUGAGGCUGAUGGACUCAACAAAGAUAUCAAAGAAAGGCCAUCCAAGGCAUCCUCUGAAAGACUGCCUCUUAGAAUGGGUGAUGAGGAUCAUAACAAAAAUGGCUGGCACAACAGAGGCUUUGAAAAGGCAGGCAGAUAUGCAGAUGACAGAAAGCGUGGUGAUGGGUGGGGUACAGCUCUUAGCCGUGGUUAUUCUUCUAGGAUGUCAUCUGGUCCAGAUGUGUGGAAGCAGCGCAGUCGCAGUCCACUAUCUCCGAGAGGUGGUUGGAACAGGUCACGCAGGAACAGAAGCCGCUCUAGAAGUAGAAGCAGAAGCAGGAGCAGGAGCAUAGGGAGAGGUAGAGGCACAAGCAGAAGCAGAAGUCCUUACUUCACUGACCGUGGAUCUGAGUGGAGGGCUGAGAGAGGCAGAGCACCUGGAGGACCUGCUCUUCCCUGUAGAGAUUUUGUAGCUGGUAGAUGCAGAAGAGGCUCGAAUUGCAGGUUACCUCAUGAAGAUGGUGUGCGCAGGCAGUUUGAUGAGCAUUAUCCUGUAGACUCAAGGGAAAGGUAUGGGCAUCAGAAUAGGGAAUUCAUGGAUUCACGAGAACAGGAUGAUUAUUUAAGGAGUAGGCCAUCUCGAGGUGGCCAUUAUGAUGAAGGGACCUGGGAAAGACCUGAACCCCCUCGAAGGGACUAUCGGUCUACAAUGCAGUGCCAUGAUUUUGUCAAAGGAAGAUGCAGCAGGGGUGCAAAUUGCCGAUACAUUCAUGAUGAUUCCACUUCUCAUGUUGGAUGGAGAGAUGAGGUUAGAGGGAGUGCUAUUGGUAGAGGUGGCCCUGAUUCAUCGUAUGGGAGCAGGACCGAGCACCGUAGGACAAAUAAGAACCCCUGUAAAUUUUUUGCUGAUGGUCGAUGUCGUCGCGGCCAAAAUUGCCCAUAUCUGCAUGAGGAAGCUUCGCAGAGCCAAAUGGGACUGGGUGCACCUGAUGAGCCUUUGGGUUACACUGGUGGGCCUACAACAAGAGGAAAUUACUCAAACUGGAGUGAACAAAAUAAUGCUGUGCAAGCAAGUUCUCAUAUUUUGUCCAGAGAUGACAGAGAAAACCCUGUUCCUCAGAGUACCGGCAGAAGUGAUUCUCGAUAUGAGAACAAAAACCGGCAUUCCAAAGAUGCUGGAAGUAGUCAGUACCAAAUAUUUCCUCAGGAAGGUUUUGGUUCACUAGAGCAAAACAAACCUGAAACAGCUGCUUCACAACCGUCGCAAUUCUUACCAUCUGUCCAAACAGGUGCAGAGAGCAUAAAUAUUGACAAGGUAUCUGACAUGGGUGGUCAGAGUGGACCUGGAAAAGUUGGCAAUUUGAGUAUGCAAAUUAGGAUGCACUCUGCUAAUCCUGUAGGAGGACAAAACUUGGGGGAAAAGGCAGAUAUCCAAGAUGCAAUUCCUCAAAUUUCUGCUGCACUAUCUCUUCCAGUCACCACCCAAUUGCAAAAUAUUGCAUCCUCAGUGACUUUGAAUGGCCAGCAAAGUGACUUUUCAUUACAUUCAAACAGACAGGAUCAGUUUGUGGUUCCUCAUGCAACUAUAAACAACUCUGCUCCUAGCAUGCAGAGCCAGCCAGUUGCUCCUUAUAUGGGGCAAAGCCAACAGGGCUACAUUAUGGGGGCACAAACAUCGCAAGAUCUCUCUGCUCGUAAUGGACAGAUUUUCAAUGUUGUUGGCCAAGUUCCGCAGAAUCUUCCAACAAUUGUGCAUGCUGGGCAGAGUCAGGGAACAAGUGAUACACCCAACCCAGGGCGAGAUAGUGGUGAUCAAAGCUUGCACAAUACACAUAAUUUCCAGCCUGUUGCUCCAAAUGAGCAAACUCAGAGUCAAACCUUGCAAGGGUUGUCAGUGGUUGCCAGUUCCAGCUUAGUUGAUAUGGCUGGAGCUCCUCUUUCACAGAAUGCAGUGUCAAGUUUGACUGCAUCUUUGGCGCAGUACUUUGCUCCUUCUCUGACAGCUGAUACCACUGGGCUGCAGUCGUCUCAGCCUAAUCCAAAUUCAAGCUUGAUGACCAAUUCAUCUGCUGCACCUCAAGCGGUUCAACCUAAUCACUGGCCUUGGUUACAACAAGCAGGAAUGAUUCAACCCCCACAUCUUGUUCCAUCUGAACAGCCAGCGUCCCAGAUAUUUCAGGCACCAAUGGCUGCUGGUAGUAGUAAUGGCAACCCUCUGGUUUUACCCCAUUCGGUUGCACCGACUGGUCCUGCAGCUGUCUUGGCCAAUGAAAUUGCACCUGCAGAAAAUAAGAAAGAAGAACCCAAAGACACUGAUGCUGAGGCUCAUGAAGAUGGUGAGAACAAGAAGAGCAAGGAUUCCAAGGCGCUGAAGAUGUUUAAGCUUGCACUGGCUGAUUUUGUGAAGGAUGCACUUAAGCCUACUUGGAAAGAGGGUCAAAUGAGCAGAGAUAUUCAUAAAACAAUUGUGAAGAAGGUUGUCGACAAAGUUACAACCACAGUUGAAAAUACUCCUCAAACAAAAGAGAAGAUUGAUAUUUACAUGUCCUACUCCAGAGAAAAGCUAAACAAGCUCGUACAGGCAUAUGUUGGCAAGUAUGUCAAGAAAGAUUGAUGGCAUCGUGCCUUCCUGCCUUUGUGUUAGAAAGAUUGAAGCAGCCUUAGCUGUCCCUAAGUUUUAGGAUUCUUUUUUUUGGGCUUUAAAAACUAGUUUAGGAUCCUGUAAUUUAGGGGAUUUAUUUAAAAUAACAAACAUAUAUUUCUUGGUCUUCCCUAUUUCUAUGAUCACUAUGGUGGUUUGACAAGUAGUAUUGCUGGUUCUAGCGACUGAACCAAAUGUCACCUCAGUGUAACUUUUGUAGAAUACUCAUCUGAAUUCAUGGGGCCUUCUGUUUGAGAUUAUGCAAGCUGUGGAUCAUAUGUACGAUCGUGUGGCUGAG